UAUUCAAUCUCCCAGGACUCGCGAUCCGCUUCGAACUGUUCGUCCGUGAAGAAGGGCUUAUCGAUUAAUUCGAUAGCAGUUAAUCCACACAACGGACACUGGGUACCAAUUAUUUCAUUAAUCUCCCAAGUAACCUUCAUGAAACGAGCCUUCCUCUCAUCAGCGAACUUGUCGGUAGCUGUAGGGACUCGGUCAGCAGCUUGGAGCUGCGCAAACAACCUCUUCUCGGUGGCCUCAAGAUCAGCGAGGCGGGCUUUUGAUUCCUACAACGGAGUUCUUGAAUUUGCUUGA
This is a messenger RNA of Haemonchus placei, 291 nucleotides long. The record is from the annotation of a GenBank genome assembly. NCBI's taxonomy places the organism in Eukaryota, Metazoa, Nematoda, Chromadorea, Rhabditida, Trichostrongylidae.